This is a messenger RNA of Mercurialis annua (annual mercury), 2669 nucleotides long. Its product is annotated as DNA replication licensing factor MCM7. Gene Ontology annotation, molecular function: single-stranded DNA helicase activity; ATP binding; single-stranded DNA binding. The coding region runs from base 106 to 2262 and encodes 718 amino acids. The transcript has 15 exons. Gene Ontology annotation, cellular component: MCM complex; nucleus. Gene Ontology annotation, biological process: DNA strand elongation involved in DNA replication; double-strand break repair via break-induced replication; DNA replication initiation. NCBI's taxonomy places the organism in Eukaryota, Viridiplantae, Streptophyta, Magnoliopsida, Malpighiales, Euphorbiaceae. The record is from RefSeq and is a predicted model, not a curated record.
ACCUCUUCCUUUUUCGCGCCAAACAACCCUCAGUUCAUAUCACCUCCAUUUUGUCCUAGACAAUUUCCCUCGCUCUCUCUCUGUGUAUUCUGUUUCAUCUGAAUCAUGAAGGACUUCGAUCUAACGGCUGACAGAGUUCUCGCAAAGGAAUUUCUAUCCAGUUUCGCCGAUGCUAAUGGAGAUGCUAAAUACAUGAACAUUCUCCAAGAUGUUGCAAACCAUAAGAUUCGUGCGGUGCAGAUCGAUCUCGAAGAUCUUAUUAAUUAUAAGGAUUUGGAUGAGGAAUUUUUGAGACGUAUUACUGAGAAUACGCGUAGAUAUGUUGGAAUUUUUGCCUCUGCUAUUGAUGACAUUAUGCCAGAGCCUACGGAGGCGUUUUCAGAUGACGAUCAUGACAUUUUAAUGACCCAAAGAUCUGAGGAUGGGAAUAAGACCACUGAUGGCUCUGAGCCGCAGCAAAAAAUGCCUGCGGAGAUUAAGCGUUACUUUGAAGUUUACAUCAAAGCACCUUCGAAAGGUCGACCAUUUACUUUAAGAGAGGUUAAGGCUUCAUAUAUUGGACAACUUGUGAGGGUAUCUGGUAUUGUAACCCGUUGUUCGGAUGUCAAGCCACUGAUGCAGGUAGCUGUAUAUACGUGUGAAAACUGCGGCCAUGAAAUUUACCAGGAAGUAACUGCCAGAGUUUUUAUGCCCAUAUUUGUGUGCCCAACUAGUCACUGUGAAACAAAUAGAAGCAAUGGAAACUUGAUUCUUCAUCUCAGAGCAUCAAAAUUUCUCAAGUUUCAGGAGGCUAAGAUUCAAGAGUUGGCAGAGCAUGUUCCAAAAGGUCACAUUCCAAGAUCAAUGACCAUUCAUUUUAGAGGAGAACUCACUAGAAAGGUAGCCCCGGGUGAUGUUGUUGAAAUAUCAGGAAUUUUUCUCCCGAUUCCUUACACUGGUUUUAGAGCACUCCGUGCGGGUUUAGUUGCUGAUACAUAUUUGGAGGCCAUGUCUGUGACUCAUUUCAAGAAAAAAUAUGAAGAAUAUGAACUCGUAGGAGGUGAGGAAGAGCAAAUUGCACGACUGGCUGAAGAUGGUGAUAUUUAUAAUAAGUUGGCCAGAUCAUUAGCUCCUGAAAUUUAUGGACAUGAAGAUAUAAAGAAAGCACUAUUUCUUCUCCUUGUGGGGGCUCCACAUCGAAAGCUGAAGGAUGGUAUGAAGAUUAGAGGAGAUCUUCAUUUAUGCCUGAUGGGUGAUCCUGGUGUUGCGAAAAGUCAGCUUCUGAAGCACAUAAUAAAUGUAGCGCCUAGGGGAGUGUACACUACUGGCAAAGGAAGCAGCGGAGUUGGUCUAACUGCUGCUGUUCAGAAAGAUCCGGUUACAAAUGAAAUGGUUCUGGAAGGUGGAGCUUUGGUUCUAGCUGAUAUGGGUAUUUGUGCUAUUGAUGAGUUUGACAAGAUGGAUGAGUUAGAUCGCACAGCAAUCCAUGAAGUUAUGGAGCAGCAGACCGUCAGCAUUGCCAAAGCCGGGAUCACGACAUCUCUCAAUGCAAGGACUGCUGUUCUUGCUGCUGCUAAUCCAGCCUGGGGAAGAUAUGACCUAAGGAGAACUCCAGCUGAAAAUAUCAACUUACCUCCUGCUCUUCUAUCAAGGUUUGAUCUUCUGUGGUUGAUCCUUGAUCGAGCAGAUAUGGAUAGUGAUCUUGAAAUGGCUAGGCAUGUUGUAUAUGUGCAUCAGAACAAAGAAUCUCCUGCUCUUGGUUUCACUCCGCUCGAACCAUCAAUUCUUAGAGCUUAUAUUUCAGCUGCUAGGAGAUUGUCGCCUUAUGUCCCCAAGGAGCUGGAGGAGUAUAUAGCUUCUGCAUAUUCCAGCAUUCGACAGGAAGAGGCUAAAUCCAACACCCCCCAUUCCUACACAACUGUUAGAACUCUGCUCAGUAUCCUUCGAAUAUCAGCUGCCUUAGCAAGACUACGAUUCUCAGAAACUGUGGCUCAGAGUGAUGUAGAUGAAGCACUAAGAUUAAUGCAGAUGUCAAAAUUCUCUUUAUAUUCUGACGACCGCCAAAGAUCUGGUCUGGAUGCUGUCUCCGACAUAUACUCUAUUUUGAGGGAUGAAGCUGCAAGAACUAACAAGAUGGACGUCAGCUAUGCCCAUGCGCUCAACUGGAUCUCUAGAAAGGGAUACAGUGAAGCUCAGUUGAAAGAAUGCUUAGAGGAGUAUGCAUCCUUAAAUGUGUGGCAGAUACAUCCACACACCUUCGAUAUCCGGUUUAUUGAUGCUUGAUGCUGAAUUCAAUAAAUUAUUUUUGCCUUUUUCAUGGCAUGUAGCUGUCCGGAUAAUCUACAGUUCUACACUGAGAAGAUCAAAUCGCAAGUUACGGUCUUAUGAUGACAACUUUGUAUGCCCAUUUUUAGUUCAAUUCACCAAAAUUGCAAUGAUCGUUUAUUCAACUUUGUAUGCCCAUUUUAGGUGUUGUAAUUGUAAGGGUGAUAGAUGAACAAGACUAGUUUUCAACACUAGAAAGAUUCAUGCCAUGUGAAUUGAGACGAGCCAUGUGUGCUUGUGCUUGUAGCCUGUAGGUGAUAUAAUUAGGAUAGCUCAUGAUAGUUGAGCGAGAUUUCUCCAGUGUUCUACUAAGUUGAACUAUUUAUAAUGUCCACUGGUCGUUAGAUUCGUUACAUUUUUCACAA